CAGUCUUGCGUUGCUGUUGAGCGCAGCCACGCCUAUAGUUGUCUCAGCAUUAUCUCCCAUCAACUCGAAACUGAUUACAGAUCAUACCGGGGACACCUGCGGUCGCAACUAUGAGAAACCGGGCUGCAAUAAUUGUCGUUUUUCUCGCGACAGCAGGAAUAUGGAAAUGCCACACUAGCGCAGAUAACAAUACAAACUUACCAGAAGAUGUUGAACAGCUGAGAGACAAGAGAACAACUAAUCAAGGGCAAUUACCAACGGUCGGAAGAAGAAGCCGGAUCGUGUUACCAGCUGUUCCAUUUACAGCGGAGUAUUUAGAAAAAUCGCGUAUGAUUUUUCACGCUCAUCAGUUGCUGUUUGGUUCAUUAUUCGAAUACUUUAAGGGCAUCAGUAACGCACCGGCAACCGAAGAUCUGAACAACGUCCUCAAUCAAUUUAAGAAUAAUUAUGCGCAAUAUUUUAAUUUGAACACGGCUCCCAGAAAUCUACGCGAUCGCUUCUAUCAGAUUUACCACCAACGUAACGAAGUUUGCCACCAGAGUUAUUCGAUUGAAUGUUUCGAUUUGGACAAGGAAGUGCUGCUUGAGGUGGCAACAUAUCUGGCCGGCCAAGCAACCGUUUCCAACAGAAAUUCACUGGUUCAAUCGGUGACUAAUGCGCUCAACUAUCACGGCCCUUCGGUUAGGUCAUUUGGCAUCAACUGCGCUCGUUAUUCCAGCGACAGUCCUGGUAUUUCACGCAGAGCAGAGAGAACCACACGAAGACCUUUUGGAAGGUCAACCAGAUCUUUUUCUCUCAGCCGAUUACAGUUACAAAUGGCAUGACCAUCUUAUCAAUCGUUUCGUUUUCAUCGACCUUAAUUGAACGUCUUUGUUUUGUGUGAAACAUAUAUUAGUGCUUAUUUUUCUCCUUCUUUUGCUGCUUCUUUUAAAUACAAUACAUUUCGGGGA
Molecule: messenger RNA, 950 nt
Organism: Daphnia magna
Lineage: Eukaryota; Metazoa; Arthropoda; Branchiopoda; Diplostraca; Daphniidae
Exons: 5
Coding region: 111-824 (237 amino acids)
Source: RefSeq, a predicted model, not a curated record